Molecule: messenger RNA, 797 nt
Organism: Toxorhynchites rutilus septentrionalis
Lineage: Eukaryota; Metazoa; Arthropoda; Insecta; Diptera; Culicidae
Product: tigger transposable element-derived protein 2-like
Exons: 2
Coding region: 198-797 (199 amino acids)
Cellular component (GO): nucleus
Molecular function (GO): DNA binding
Source: RefSeq, a predicted model, not a curated record
UUUCACUCGUUGCACUAAGCUCUUAGCCCAAUUUGUGAAAGACUUUCACUCGUUGGGCUGAACUGUCAAAGUCGAAAAUCGAUCGAGGGUCACACCGAUUGUUUGUUGUUAUGGGAAACGCAGAAAAGUUUUCACACCACUGACGUUUAUUUCAUUCGUGGUUGAGUUUCGUUCUAGGUUGGAUUAAUUGGCUCAAAAUGGAUGGUUUGCAAGGAUCCAGUACGAACGUUAACCGGAAACGGAGGAGCAAUUUCCUGACGCUGGUGGAGAAGGUUCGCAUAAUUGAAGAUUUUGAAGCAGGAGGUGGUACGCAUGACUUUCUUGGGAAGAAGUACGGCGUAGGAUCUUCUACGGUCACGAGAAUAAUCCAAAAGAAAGAAGCAAUUCGUGAGGCGGUGGACAAGUUCAAGGAAUAUGGUGUAAAUAAUCGAAAAACAUUGAAAGAGCAGACGUUCCCUUUGCUGGAAGAAGCUAUUUACAUCUGGAUUUUACAGCAGCGGCAGUCCAACAUUUUGUUGACAGUGGAUAUUCUUAAAGCAAAGGCGGAGCUGCUGUUUAAGAUGUUCCAGGACCGGGGGCUCUAUGCGGUGCACGGUUUUUCUGCUUCGGAUGGCUGGAUGCAUCGUUUUAAGCAGCGGUUUGGAUUGCGCGUGAAAGCCGUAACAGGAGAAAAGGCAUCGGUAAACGUUGAAGCGUACCUAAAUUUCAAGAAGGUUCUAGGAAGAUUCAGGAAAUGCAGCUAUCACUAUCCCAAGUCUUUAAUGCAGAUGAAUCUGCCUUGUUCAUCAAGCUCCUAG